AUGUCCCAUACCGAGUUCCUUCUGCUCCUCUGCUGCGGAACUGGAAUCCCGGGAUCUCAGCCCUGGAGAAGGUACGAGGGUGUUGACGCGGACUCAGGCUUGAUUAUACAUGUAGGCAUGGCAGGCUGCCCUGAUAAUCUCGAUCUAGCCCUACUUAGGGCUGCAGCGAGUCAGUGCAUGUCUCUCCUCGCGUCAAGUUACCCAGCAAGGGGCGAUGAGAUCGGAUGUUCCAAGCUCGCGUCUGGAUUGAAGAUCGACAAGGGCACCAUGACGGGCCUCGAUAACGGCGCCGUACAAGCCCGAUCACAAUUCGAUGGGACUCGAGCUGGAGCUUCCAGUCGAUCUGCAGCGGGUCUUGAUUCGCCGAGCAGCGCUGCACAGGCGUACAGCAUGGCCAACUCGUAUCCAAUGGCCGCAUGGCCGGGUCUGGAUCCGGGCUGGCUGAAGCCUGAAAUCCAUCGAGGCCUCGACGUCGCCUAG
Molecule: messenger RNA, 480 nt
Organism: Aspergillus mulundensis
Lineage: Eukaryota; Fungi; Ascomycota; Eurotiomycetes; Eurotiales; Aspergillaceae
Exons: 2
Coding region: 1-480 (159 amino acids)
Source: RefSeq, a predicted model, not a curated record